AUGGCCUUCGUGCUGUGCUCUCGCCCCCUCGUCCCCUACGCCGCCGCGACCGCCGCCUCCUCGCGCUCUGGCGGAUCGCAGCCAGGUCGAGAAGGGCAGCGCGCGAUGCUCCCCGCUUGCGUCACCGCUGGCCUUCCCCGCGCGCGCGCAGCGCUUAGUCCGCGCUCUGCCUCCGCCAGCCGGCGCGCUUCCCUGACUACUCCGCGAUGUUCUGGCGGGGGGGUGAAUGGGGCGGAAACAGAGGGGGGAGGGGAGGAGGCGGGAGCAGCUGAGGGAAAAGCAGGGAGCGGGAACAUGCUGCGCGUAGUGUAUCAUAGGUGCGGAAGGGGAAGAGGAGGGGGGCGGGGAGGGGAAAAGGUGGGUUGGGGGAAAGGAAGAUGUGUGGGGAACGCGGGGGAAGUUGGGUGGGUGGAGUGGCGCGUGCAGCUGCAGCCACAGGCGCGCACAGUGAACGUGCUGCCACACCGAGGGGACUGGAAGGACUGCACGUGGGCCAUAGACAUGGAAGCGCUGCCCUCACCACCGCCCUCCACCAGCGCCCAGCGCGGCCCCACAGUGUGGCUCAUCUCCGACUGCCAGCGCCCCUUUCUGCACGCCCCCAACCUCGACCGCCUCCCCAAGGGCAGUUUGGAUCUCUUCAAGGCGCACUGGGUGUUGGCGGACGAGAUUGCAGUGGAUUGGGACUAUAACGAGAGUGACUAUGGCGAGCAGAUUCUCUUCUCCCUGCAUGCCAGCGAAUCCGCCUCACUCUCCCUCACAGAGGACGGCGUGCAAGGAGCGGACUCCGUCAUUCCCCUCACGCUGGACCCUGCCGGCCUCUCACCUGCUGUGCGCACCAAGUUCCCCCUCCUAGCGUCCUUCACCUGCCUACGCCUGCCCGCCACCCCCCUCCCCCACCUGCAUCGCCUGCUUGCCUCGCAGACCGCCCUCGCCUGCUCCUCUGCAUCAGGCACGCCCCUGGACGCCACGUGCCUGCAGCUGGCAGGCGCCUUGGACGCGCUGUGUGGGUACGAGGGGCCGCUGGGAGCGCACGUGGAGAAGCAGGGGGGGGACUGGUGGUCCAGUGGCAGUGGCACUGUGAGCAUUCACGUGUGGGCGCCCACGGCUCAGGAGGUCACGCUGCUGCUGUUCGACCAGCCACAUGCAUCGCCCCCCGUGUCUCGCCAACGCAUGGAGAGGGGCAGCGAGGGGCAGUGGAGCGCGCAGGGCCCCAUGGCAUGGCAGGGCAUGUACUAUCAGUAUGAGAUCCGGGUCUUCCAUCCCUCCACCAAUAGAAUCGAGACAUGUGUCACCACCGACCCUUACUCCCGCGGUCUCUCAGCCAAUGGAGAGCGCUCAUUGGUGGUUGACCUGAGUGAUGCCUCGCUGGCGCCGCCUGAUUGGUCCACUUUGCAUCGGCAGAAGCCGCCCCUGCACUCGUUCUCAGACGUGUCCAUCUAUGAGCUCCACAUCCGUGACUUCAGUGCAUCGGACCCCUCAGUGCCAGAGCCCCACCGAGGAACGUACCUGGCCUUCACCCACCCCCAAUCACAGGGCGCACAGCAUCUGACUCAGCUGGCAGGCAGCGGGCUCACCCACCUGCACCUGCUGCCCGCCUAUGACUUCGGCUCCGUCAACGAGGACAAAAGCACCUG
Messenger RNA from Closterium sp. Naga37s-1, 1634 nucleotides. The record is from the annotation of a GenBank genome assembly. Lineage: Eukaryota; Viridiplantae; Streptophyta; Zygnematophyceae; Desmidiales; Closteriaceae.